AUGAGUGAUUUUGAUGAUGAUUUUUUUAAUGUUGCAAGGGAUGAUAUUGAUGAUAUAGACAAUAGCUCUACUGUCUUGAUUCAAUCAAAGAAACAACUUGGAAAUACAACUUCUAAACGGCCUAAUCUAUCAAGUUCAGUAGACAAUUUACCGACAUUUAAUAACAUAAACACACAAAUUAUAGACUCUGAUGAGAAUACGGAUAACAAUACAGAUAUAAACAAAACAGAGGUAAGAGGAAGGUCCAAAACAAGAAACUCGUAUAUUUCUAUAUCCUCUGGUUCUUCAAGGGAAAGUUCUUUGAGUUCCGUUAGUAGAGAUACAGGUAGUAAAAGGGUUAGAAGUAGAUCAAGUUCAUUUGAAAUUGAAAGUCAAUUUGAAUCUGAAAUGAAAAGACGUAAAAAAAUUAUGAACCAACUGCAUUCUUCUGAUUUAAUAGAGAAUGACGAAAAUGAUGAUUUUUUCAAAGAACUGGAACUAAUGAGUAGCUCGUCUAUAAAUAGUAAGAGUCUUGGCAUUAAUAAGGCUAAAGAUCAUAUUAAUGAUGAUGAUAAUAGAUUUAAUACAAUAGACUUAGAUUUGCAAUCAACAAGUAACGACAAUAAUAAUAAUAAUUGUAAUAUAGUGUCUUCCACUUCUUCUUCAAACCCAAAAAGAAUAUAUAAGAUACACUUUUUAUCUAAAUUAGAAGGAACAAUAAAUAAAAGUGUUCAUGUUAAAGUAUUGGGUAAAUAUACUUUUGAAAACAUAUUGCCUCCGGCAUUAAUGGGAUUAGUUAAGGCUUAUAAGGUACCUAAAUCUUUGCAAAGAUUUUAUGAACCCGAUAAUGUUGUGUUGUAUAGAAAUGAGAGUAUGAAGUUGUUUAGAUUUAUGAAUUGUAAUUCUUUGAAUAUCCCACAAAGUUUUGAAAAUGAGAUAUCUGAUGUUGAAAUUGUUUUGGUAUCGAAGGAUAAAGAAACAGAAUAUGAAAGGAUGGUUAAUGAAAAAAUAUUCGACGACGAAUCAAUUCUAGAUGAUAUACACCUGGAUUUGGAUCAAAAUGAUAUGAAUUUCCAAUCUGGGCAAGAACUAGAAAGAGAAGAACAAGAGAGAAAAGAAAAAAACGAACAAUUACUUAAAAUUGCUCUGAGGGGAGAAGAUAAUAAGAAAGUUUAUGCUAAUGUUAGAAAUUCGACGUCUUUUCAAAAAUUAGUAGAUUAUUAUAGAAUACAAAAACAAAUUCCAAAAAACAAAAAAAUUAUACUGUCAUUUGAAAAUGAUCAAUUAGAUUUAGGAAAAUGUAUUCAAGAUCAUGAGAUUGAAGAUGAAGAUGUUAUUGAUGUUAUUAUCAAAUAA
This is a messenger RNA of Arxiozyma heterogenica, 1335 nucleotides long. RefSeq names its product Esc2p (gene ESC2). The coding region runs from base 1 to 1335 and encodes 444 amino acids. The record is from RefSeq and is a predicted model, not a curated record. NCBI's taxonomy places the organism in Eukaryota, Fungi, Ascomycota, Saccharomycetes, Saccharomycetales, Saccharomycetaceae. The transcript has a single exon.